GAGAUAGAGAUAUAAACUCUCUUCACUUCCUUAGUCACGUUCACACGAACUAGAAUCAUACUCUUCCCACUCUAUGGAUCCAACUCAAUCAUCACCAGACCAACUCAGUCACGUUGUGGCCAUGCCUUAUCCAGGUCGAGGCCACAUCAACCCGAUGAUGAACCUAUGUAAACGCCUAGUCCAACGAUACCCUGACCUCCACGUCACUUUCGUUGUCACUGAAGAAUGGCUCGGGUUCAUUGGAUCCGACCCGAAACCCGACCAGAUCCACUUCGCCACUCUCCCUAAUCUCAUCCCUUCCGAGCUCGUCCGGGCCAAAAACUUUAUAGGCUUCAUUGAUGCCGUCUACACAAUAUUAGAGGAGCCGUUCGAGAAGCUUCUUGAUGACCGACUCAAUUCGCCGCCUCCGAGUGUAAUAAUCGCUGACACUUACCUUGUUUGGGCAGUACGUGUCGGCAAAAGAAGGAAUAUUCCGGUGGUUUCUCUCUGGACAAUGUCAGCCACGAUUCUCUCCUUCUUCCUUCACUCGGAUCUACUCAUAAGUCACGGUCAUGCACUGACUAAACCAUCAGGAGAUGAGAUUGUUGAUUAUGUCCCCGGUUUAUCUCCGACAAAACUCCGAGAUUUGCCACCAAUAUUUGAGGGUUACAGCCACCGACUCUUCAAGAAAGCUAAGUUGUGUUUUGAUGAGCUCUCUGGAGCUAAGUGCCUUCUCUUCACCACUGCUUACGAACUUGAACCUAAAGCCAUUGAGGCUUACACCUCUAAGCUUGAUAUCCCGGUCUACGCUAUCGGUCCUUCAAUUCCCUUUGAAGAACUACACGUUGAGAAUGAGGGUAGAGAAUCUGAUUACAUCCAGUGGCUUGAUGAGCAACCGGAAGGUUCUGUGAUUUAUAUAUCUCAAGGGAGUUUUCUUUCGGUCUCCAAAGCUCAGAUGGAGGAGAUAGUGGUUGGAGUGAGAGAGAGUGGAGUCCGGUUCCUUUGGGUGGCUCGUGGGGGUGAGUUGAAGCUUAAGGAGGCUUUUGAAGGUAGCUCAGGUGUAGUGGUGAGCUGGUGCGAUCAGCUUCGCGUGCUGUGUCACAAAGCUGUAGGCGGGUUUUGGACGCAUUGCGGGUUUAACUCGACAUUGGAAGGGAUAUACUCGGGAGUACCAAUGCUGGUGUUUCCUUUGAUUUGGGAUCAGAUUUUGAAUGCUAAGAUGAUUGUUGAAGACUGGAGGAUCGGAAUGAGGAUCAAGAGGUCGAAAAAUAGGGAGUUGUUGAUAGGGAGAGAUGAGAUCAAGGAAGUAGUGAAGAGGUUUAUGGAUAGAGAGAGUGAAGAAGUGAAGGAAAUGAGAAGAAUGGCUUGUGACCUCAGUAAGAUCAGUCGAGGAGCAGUUGCUGAAAGCGGUUCCUCUGUUGCUAACAUUGACGCUUUCGUUAGGGAUAUUACCAAUACAAAUUAAGGUUCAAUGAGCUUUUUUUUGUUCGGCACAUUGUUGUUACAAUUGAUGGUUUAAAUCUUCUUAUGUCUAAUUGAUGUUAGGGAUAUGUUCGAGUAAUAAAGCAAGAUACACAAACUUCUGUACGGUGGUUGAAUACGAUUCCACAUGUUUUUUAUCAAUAUCAAUCUUUUGUUAUAUCACAAUGUACAAAUAGUUUGUUUUUA
Molecule: messenger RNA, 1647 nt
Organism: Capsella rubella
Lineage: Eukaryota; Viridiplantae; Streptophyta; Magnoliopsida; Brassicales; Brassicaceae
Product: UDP-glycosyltransferase 87A2
Exons: 2
Coding region: 74-1444 (456 amino acids)
Molecular function (GO): UDP-glycosyltransferase activity
Source: RefSeq, a predicted model, not a curated record